Molecule: messenger RNA, 2168 nt
Organism: Rhinichthys klamathensis goyatoka
Lineage: Eukaryota; Metazoa; Chordata; Actinopteri; Cypriniformes; Leuciscidae
Gene: abhd15a
Product: abhydrolase domain containing 15a
Exons: 3
Coding region: 532-1941 (469 amino acids)
Molecular function (GO): monoacylglycerol lipase activity; short-chain carboxylesterase activity
Source: RefSeq, a predicted model, not a curated record
UAUCAGGGAUGAUUCACGGUUUCGAGACAGUGUGUGAUGCGACUCUGCACAGAAAACUAUCUGACAAUCAUUCAUUACAAUAGCUGUUGUUCCGUGGCACACCACUGAAAUGAGGACAAAAAAUGCCAGAAGACGCGCUGCAUGAGUCUGCCAGGCGGAUGCAGGUGAAGAGUUGACUGCGAAAGUGGAUCUAUUGCAUAAUCAGACGGAGCACAAAGAGAGGCAACGAGGGAGCUUCGUUUUGAACUAUGGCGGCAACAAAUCUCAUUAUUCUGACAUAAAUUUUGAUAACGAGAAAACGUGCCACCUUGGAGAACAGCGGCGAAUUGUUGGGUAUGAGGAUAAAAAACACCCUGCCUCAAAACUUUCAAGUUUAAAUUCUUGCUACCAGAGGUUGCAUUCAUUUUUAGGCUACCUGUGCAGUGUGCUCUCAAUUAACACUAAACUGACUAGCUUAUGUGAUUUUAUAGGUUUUUUAAGCCAACAUCGGAAGCUUUUGGAGGUAUUUGUGCAGCCUCAGAAGCCGUUCAAAUGCUGGAAUGGAUUGGUGCUGCUUGUUUUAUGAUUUUAAUGGCCAUACUCUGGCCAGUGGUGAAGUGUUUUGGAGCGGAGAGUCACUCCACGCUGCUGCUUCCACGGCGCGAGAGCAAAAGAUCCGCGGAGAGAUGCGACUCGAAACUCGAGGGACAAGGUGAAUCUGCCACAGUCGCUUUGAUAUGCAAGCCCUCUGCACUGGCAAACUACCUUCUCAAACAUUGCAUGACUUUUUGCAAGUCGUUAUCGAUACCAAAAUGGAACUGGCGAAUGAGUUCGUCUUUACAAACUGUCUACGGUGCUUUGUGGCCGUUUGACUGUCCCGUGCAUUUCAUCCGAGAUCAUUUGCAGUUGAGUGAUGAUGGACUCGUGGCGUUAGACUGGGCUGUUGUUGGUGCGGCACAUCACAAGAGGCGCAGGACUUCCAGUAAUUCCACAAGUCCCGUUCUGCUUAUCAUUCCCAACUCCUAUGGGAAAAUCACCAGGAAUGUGUUAAAGCUCUGUGAGGCAGCCUUGAGUCACGGGUACCUUCCUGUGAUCUUCAACCGUCGGAGUCAGAACGGGACACCACUCUGUACCAUCAAGCUGCAGCAGUUCGGCGAUCCGACCGACCUGCGGGAAGCGGUGCGCUACAUUCGGUACCGGCAGCCGGCGGGCCAGAUCUACGCCGUGAGUGAGAGCACUGGUUCAGGACUGCUCCUGUCCUACUUGGGCGAGUGUGGCUCCUCCAGCUAUGUGACGGCUGCGGCCUGCCUGUCUCCGGUUUUCCGCUGCCAGAGCUGGUUUGAGAGUGGCCCGACCAGGCCGUUCAACUGGGCACUCCUGCUUUACCAAAAAAUCUGCCUCAGCAGGUAUAAAACUGUGCUCGGGGAGCUCGUCCACACAGACAACUUAUUCUCCAGCUGCUCUUUGAAGGCGAUGGAGGAGGCGCUGUUCUGUCAUUCUGGCUCAAAAGGGGCGAUGGCGGAGGGAGCAGGUAGCUGGGAGGCGUACUGGGAGCGGAACGACCCUCUGAGGGACAUAGAUGAAGUAGCCAUUCCUGUGCUGUGUGUGUGCAGCCAGGACGACCCCAUCCGAGGGGAUGACCAGGCCACUCUACCCUUAGAGCUUUUUGAGAGCAAUCCACAUUUCUUCCUGCUUUUGACUGCCCACGGAGGCCACUGCGGCUUCUCCACAUCAGACGAGGGCCCGAUCGUCUGGAGCCACCAAGCCUUACUGGAGUUCUUUCGCGCCACCACUGAUUUCUUUGCCGCGGAGGAGCGUGCCAAGCUGGCGGCCCGGCGGAGGGGUGUGAGCGGGGCUGGCAAGACUUUCCGCCAUCGCAGCGUCAGCACAUGCAAAAGACUGCCCGCCUGCUCACAUAACAUUCACGCCAUUUACAACUGGCAGAGGUCCUACACCAGAUGAUGAUGUGCUCAGAGGGUCCCCUGCUUUGUUUGGGAUUUGGGAGAGACUGAAAAAGCAAAGAGCACUGCCAGAAAAAGGUCGAUUAGAACCAUUUGUCUGACUUGCUGUUCAUCGCAGCCAAGGAAACCAGCAGUCGAGUCAAAAUAUCUCAGUUUACAUUCAGGACUAUUUAGAAUUGGACUAUCACUGUCAACAGAUGAACAAUGCCUAUCUUUGAGACUGUUGAA